CUUGUGACUUUUGACCUGCAGUUUCCCUGCUGUAACGUCUCCACCUCUUAACCUUUCGCUAGGAGUAGGCGGGCGGAGCAGCGCCAUGCCCCCCAGUCUCAAGAACGGCUUCCAAUAGGCAUGGUGCUAGUGUUAUGGCCGUGUAUCUUGUCUCAGUGCGCCUCCCUACUGGAGAGGGCGUCUACCAUGGGGUGACUCUUGAGCCCUAUGUGCUAGUCAAGCGCGGCGAGGCGACGCUCAAUGCGGAGGACAUCCCCGAGGAGGGCGCUCCGGAGGGUCAGUUCCAGCUGCGUGCACGCUGGUACCGCAGCACUCUACCGCGUGGAGGAGCAGUGUGCAGUGUGCACCCGGACAAGGAGGCCAGCCUGCAGUGCGUAGUCUGCACGAAAUGCCGUGUGGCCACGCACCUGAGCUACCACUGCUCGGUGGAGUGCCUCAAAAGCCACUGGCACUUGCAUCGGGAGUACCACAAGCAGCCGCCCGCGAACGGAGGGACGCUGGAGAAUGGUGUUGACGCGUCAAAGACGGCACACGGCACCAGCACUAGCGGGCUGGAGAGCUGGAUUGAGGUGGGGCGCACCCGCGCGUACACCCCGACCUCUGACGACGUGGGCUAUGUGCUCAAGUUCGAGGUGACGGUGAUCGACAAGCUGCACCCCUACGCUGCGGACUUGGGCCGCACGCACACCCAGUCCGUGUGCACAGCGCGCGUGCGCCCUGCGCCCAACCCGCCCGUGCGGUCGAUGGUGCAGAUGGUGCCCCCCUCGCAGCAGUCGAACGCGGGCCGGUUCACUAUCCUCACCUACAACCUGCUGGCGGACCUGUACGCCAAGGCCGACUUCUCCAACUCGUGCCCGCCCUGGUGCCUGCACUGGCACUACCGGAAGCGGAACCUGCUACGGGAGCUGCUGGCGCACAAAGCCGACAUCCUGUGCCUGCAGGAGGUGCAGUCGGACCACUACGUGGACUUCUGGGCGCCGGAGCUGCAGCGCGCCGGGUACGUGGCCAUCUACAAGAAGAAGACCACGGAGAUCUACACCGACAACAAGUACGCCAUCGACGGCUGCGCGACGUUCUUCCGCCGCGACAGGUUCUCGCUGGUGAAGAAGUACGAGGUGGAGUUCAACAAGGCGGCGCUGAGCCUGGCGGAGGGCAUGACCAACCCGCAGCAGAAGAAGGCGGCGCUCAACCGCUUGCUCAAGGACAACGUGGCGCUCAUCGCGGUGCUGGAGGCCAUCGAGCCGGGGACGCCGGACGCCGGCAACCGCCGCACGCUCAUCUGCGUGGCCAACACGCACAUCCACGCCAACCCCGAGCUCAACGACGUCAAGAUCUGGCAGGUGCACACGCUGCUCAAGGGCCUGGAGAAGAUCGCGGCCAGCGCGGACAUCCCCAUGCUGGUGGCGGGCGACUUCAACAGCGUGCCCGGCAGCCCCGCGCACUGCCUGCUGGUCAAGGGCAAGAUUGACAGCAACAUGAUGGACUCCGCCAACGACCCGCUGCACCUGCUGAAGGACCAGAAGAUGUCUCACUCGCUGCCGCUGUCCUCGGCCGUGGCCUACCUGCACGACGCGCCGCUGUCGGCGGACGGGCGGCUGUACAAGCAGCGGCAGCGGCUGGACGCCAAGCACCACGAGCCGCUGUUCACCAACCUGACCAAGGACUUCAAGGGCACGCUGGACUACAUCUUCUACACCACCACCAGCCUGCAGCCCACGGCCAUCCUAGAGCUGCCCACGGAGGUGGACGUGGCGACGCGGCCAGACGACACGACCAACCUGUCGCUGCCCAACCAGCAGUACAGCUCCGACCACCUGGCCAUCAUGGCCGAGUUCCAGUACAAGACCCGCGAGUAGCCGGGCGGUGGUGCUGGGGCGGGCGCGGCCGGCGGUGGAGCUGCUGGAAGCAGCAGCGGCUGGGAGGAUCCCGGAGGCUGGCGCGCGCUGGGCGUGCAUGCGGGGUCAGGAGGCGCGGUAGGGCGCCGUGGUGGUGCUGCCGCCUGCGGGCGGCGGCGCACGAAGUUGGACGCAGGCGGCUGGAGGAAUCAGCAGCGGAAGCGGCUGGGCGGUGCAGCGGCGGCUGGCACGCUGGCUGGCGAAGCAGGAGGCGAUACAGGAGGCGUUCGGCUGGGCUGUACGGCUUGCGGCAGCCGGGUGCCGGGCGCGCCGAGCAGGCGCUGGCCCUCACGGCGGCAGGCAGCAGCCAGGCGCGGCAGGGCGCAACGCAGCGACAGCACUGUGCGGUGGCGGCAGCAGUAGUAGUAGCAGCAGCGCAGGCAGUGACAGACGUUGGAGCGGCGGCGGCAACACGAGCAGCAGCGAGUACCGCAUGCUGGCUGCGGAUGCGAUGCAUGGAUCAUGGCUGCAGGAGCCGGCAGCAGGCAGGGGCCCGCCCGACACGGCGGGCGGGUAGGGUGUUGGGAUCAUGAUAAGGAUUGCGCCCGAAACGGGGCAAGCUGUAGGACUCAGAGCAGAGGAGGCUGCGGGAACGCGGCCAGCAGCAGUGGCCGGCGAGGCCUUCCGCGGGCGACAGGCUGUGUGCCAACGCCCUCUGUGAAGCAUGGGCCGCCAUCCAGCAACCCAAUGGCGCGACAUGGACUUUGACGCUAGUACGGUACACGUGGUGCUAGUGUUGACCAGGACUGGCCGCAGACAGUUGGCCGCGGCUGAUGACGGGCAUUGCGGCAAUGUUUUGGGCCCGGUCGAGCAGUUGUUUGGUUUCUUUUUCCGUCAUCUUGGAUGCUAGGCGAUGUCGGCUGCAUUCAGAUACAGCGGGUGCAGCGGCGUACUGCGUACAUGGUGUUGCUGCUGAGCUGUGAGGGAGCGUGCCCUAAGCGUUUCAUCCGCGUUCCGCCGGCCACUUUGCACUAGCUGGCAGGAGCGCAGGUUGAGGCAAUAGCAGCAGACGUGCAACUGUCGAGACUUGACUGAUUUUGGGCGCUUUUACGCCCCUUGGAACAGAAGUUUGACGAUGAGGCGCUUAGGUCCGCUGGAUUGAUGUGGAGAUGGGAGUGCUAGGCCCUGGGCGGCGACCUGGAGCUCUAGGUUCCGUGGCAGAGUGGGCACCCUGGACAGGGUGCGCGGCCUGGCUGUCUUGCUGUGCAUCAGACCAUAUUCUUUCUUGCUGGGGCACAUGUCCCCGUGCUGUUAUCCUGCGAGGCUAUUUUCGCCGUGUCUUCCACUGCGUCGCA
Molecule: messenger RNA, 3190 nt
Organism: Chlamydomonas reinhardtii
Lineage: Eukaryota; Viridiplantae; Chlorophyta; Chlorophyceae; Chlamydomonadales; Chlamydomonadaceae
Exons: 12
Coding region: 135-1856 (573 amino acids)
Biological process (GO): nuclear-transcribed mRNA poly(A) tail shortening
Cellular component (GO): CCR4-NOT complex; cytoplasm; nucleus
Molecular function (GO): poly(A)-specific ribonuclease activity
Source: RefSeq, a predicted model, not a curated record